This is a messenger RNA of Nematolebias whitei (Rio pearlfish), 4619 nucleotides long. RefSeq names its product membrane associated guanylate kinase, WW and PDZ domain containing 2a (gene magi2a). Lineage: Eukaryota; Metazoa; Chordata; Actinopteri; Cyprinodontiformes; Rivulidae. The record is from RefSeq and is a predicted model, not a curated record. The transcript is spliced from 22 exons. Gene Ontology annotation, molecular function: type II activin receptor binding; SMAD binding; signaling receptor complex adaptor activity. Gene Ontology annotation, biological process: receptor clustering; signal transduction. Gene Ontology annotation, cellular component: cytoplasm; dendrite. The coding region runs from base 70 to 4581 and encodes 1503 amino acids.
AGCGACUAAAACUUCUCCCACGGCAGCACCCAUGUAAACAGCCCCCUCUCUCUUCCAGUACUUCGAGCCAUGUCCAGGAGCCUGAAGAAGAGGAAGAACCACUGGACCAACAAAGCCCACGAGAGUAUCCUUUGCAGGAAUGAGGAGGGGGAGCUGGGGCUGGAGCUGAAGGGCGGCGCGGAGAAUGGACACUUCCCGGUGGUCGGCGAGCUUCUCCCGGGCAGAGCGGCGUGUCACAGCGGCAAACUCAGCCAGGAUGAACUCCUGCUGGAAGUCAACGACACCCCCGUGGCGGGACUCACCACCAGGGACGUCCACGCUGUGGUCAAACACAGCAAAGACCCCGUCCGGCUCAAGUGUGUCAAACAAGGGGGCGUGAUAGACAAGGACCUCCGCCGAUACCUCAACCUGCGCUUCCAGAAGGGUUCAGUGGACCACGAGUUGCAGCAGAUCAUCCGGGACAACCUCUACCUCCGCACCAUCCCCUGCACCACCCGGCAGCCGAAGGAGGGAGAGGUCCCAGGCGUGGAUUAUAAUUUUGUGACUGUUGACCGGUUUAUGGAAUUGGAGAAAAGCGGAGCCCUGCUGGAGAGUGGAACGUAUGAAGAUAACUUUUACGGCACCCCAAAGCCGCCAGUCGAGCCCAACUCUCUGCUGCUAAAUGUAACAGACCAGCUGCUGCCGGGCGCCAGACCCAGCUCUGAAGGCAAGAGGAAGCGCAACAAGUCAGUCAGCAACAUGGAAAAAGCCAACAUCGAGCCCCCGGAGGAAGAGGAGGAGGAGAAGCCCAUCGUCAACGGCAACGAUGUUGCCGUCACCCCAGAGUCGAGUGAACAUGAGGACAAGAGUACAGAUGCUUCAGGAGACGUCGCCCCGCUGAGUAACUCGGCAGAGGCCCCAGCAGAAGUGCCCAAAGAGGACGGACAGUCCCCAAAGAUGGUGGUGCCCAAACCGGAGGAGAACGAUGAGCUGGGGCCACUGCCUGACAACUGGGAGAUGGCCUACACAGAGAAAGGAGAAGUCUACUUCAUAGACCACAACACUAAGACAACAUCGUGGCUGGACCCGAGGCUCGCCAAGAAGGCAAAGCCGCCCGAGGAAUGCAAAGAGGAUGAGCUUCCGUACGGCUGGGAGAAAAUCGAUGACCCCAUUUAUGGGAGCUACUACGUGGAUCAUAUAAAUAGAAGAACCCAGUUUGAGAACCCGGUUCUGGAGGCUAAGAGGAGACUUCAGCAGCAGCAGCAGAUGCAAAGCCAGGGUCUGUCCUCACUGCCCCUUCCCACCAUCUACAGAGAAAAGCCGCUGUUCACUCGGGACCCCACUCAGCUGAAAGGCAGCUUCUUGUCCACGUCACUCCAAAAGAGCAACAUGGGCUUCGGCUUCACCAUCAUCGGAGGCGACGAGCCCGAUGAAUUCCUCCAGGUCAAAAGUGUUAUUCCUGACGGGCCCGCCGCAGCUGAUGGAAAGAUGGCCACAGGUGAUGUCAUUGUCUACAUAAAUGAUGUCUGCGUCCUGGGCACCACCCAUGCCGAUGUAGUUAAACUCUUCCAGUCUGUACCCAUCGGGCAAAGCGUGACCCUCGUUUUGUGUCGCGGCUAUCCUUUACCAUACGACCCAGAGGACGCCGCCAACACCAACAACACCACCACCAUCAUCUCCCCGCUGGGCAUCAUGGAGCAGCGGCCCAUCAUGGUGAACGGCAGGUCGGAUUACGACACCUACCUGGAUUAUCUCACCCGCUCGUCGCGCUUCAUCGCAGAUCCCAAUCAGGAUCAAGUGAAUUCCCAGCAUCAGAUUUUCGCCGCUCACCCAGGAGACACCCACUUAGACGGAUCGCUUCCCACCACCACCGGCACCACGCCUCCCGAUAGCGUCUCCAUGGCGUCAUCAGGCCCCACCCAGGGGGAGCUGCUGACUCUGACGAUGGUGAAGGGCGUGGAUGGGUUUGGCUUUACGAUCGCAGACAGUAUGACGGGCCAGCGAGUCAAACAAAUACUGGAACCGCAGGGAUGCCCAGGUCUGUUUGAGGGCGACCUGAUCAUGGAGAUCAACAAGCAGCACGUUCAGGGACUCACACACACGCAGGUUGUGGAUCUGCUCAAGGAGUGUGCUGUGGGAUCAGAGACCAGCCUGGUGGUUCAGAGAGGUGCGACAGGUCACUUUUCACCCUGGAAGACUCCAAAGCAGGUGCUGGAGCAGUGGGAGUCCCAGCAGGGCCCGGGCUGCCCCGCUCAGACCAGCCUGUCCGCUCCUGUCCCCCCCUACAGCUCUCCUUUCCCAACACACCAUCUUCACGGGGCCUCGGUCCCAGACUCAGCCUGCGAGGCCUUGGCUAAACCAGAUCCCUAUGAGCUAUUUGAGAAGUCCAUGGCUAUCUAUGAGAGUAGGCAGCCCAGCCAGCCGAGGGCUGUUUUUCCCGUGGACUCAUCGGGAGUGGAGUUCCAGGACAUUGAGGUCCACCUGCGCAGACAGAAGUCCGGGUUUGGUUUCCGGGUGCUGGGCGGGGACGAUGCCGGGCAGCCUGUGAGUUUGGAGACACGUGAGAAGAUCUUAAUCGGAGCGAUCAUAGAGAAGAGUCCAGCAGAUGUGGACGGGCGGUUACGACCGGGUGACGAGCUGCUGUUCGUGGACAGGAUCCCUGUGGUUGGGAAGCCGCACAGAUAUGUCAUCGACUUGAUGCACGCGGCAGCACGGAACGGACAGGUCCAUCUGGUCAUCAGGAGGAGGGCUCAGACUGGAGGUGAGUCUUGUCCGAAGAACGGCCAAAGCCCGGGCUCCAUCUCCACGCAGCACAGCUCUCCAUGCAGCGACUUCACUUACGGAAACGGUGCAACCCAGGCUCCCGGCCCCAACAUGGGCAACGCCACUGCUAUUUCAGACGGGACGUCAAACGCCAACGUGCAACCGAGCGACGUCGCCAUCAGCCGAAAGGAGAGCGAAGGCUUCGGCUUUGUCAUAAUCAGCUCGCUGAACCGGCCAGAAACAGCCACAACUAACACUGUGCCCCAUAAAAUCGGACGCAUCAUCGAGGGCAGCCCGGCUGACCGCAGCGGGAAGCUGAAAGUGGGAGACCGGAUCCUGGCGGUGAACGGUCAGUCCAUCGUGAGCAUGCCGCACGCUGACAUCGUCAAGCUGAUCAAAGACGCGGGCCUGAGUGUCACUCUGAGGAUCAUCGCACAGGACGAGGUUAGCAACCCUCCGUCAGCCCCCACCUCCGAGAAGCAGAGCCCCAUGGCUCAGCAGCACAGCCCACAGGCCCAUCCCAACACCUCAGCUUCCCAGUCCAAUCAAGAACCAACAGAACCAAACCCCUCUGCUGGCCAGCCCAACCUGGUGCCCCAUCAGAGCCCAGUCACCCAGCUUCCUGCUCCUCCACCACAGACCUACACCCAUGACGGCAGUUACAGGUCUGAGGUGAAGGCGAGGCAGGACGUGAAGCCAGACAUCCGACAGCCGCCUUUCACAGAUUACCGGCAGCCUCCGGUGGAUUAUCGGCACCCUCCUGUGGCGGACUACAGGCAGCCGCCGACACUGGACUACAGACACCCACCACUGCUCGACUACAGACAGUUAGCCACCGAUGCCCGGCAGUUUGCCAUCCCAGACUACAGGAUGCCUCCAGUUCAACUUCCACAAGACUUUGACUUCUUCACGGUGGAGCUGGAGAAAAGUGUGAAAGGCUUCGGCUUUAGCAUCCGAGGAGGGUGGGAGUACAAAAUGGACCUGUUUGUCCUGCGUCUCGCAGAGGACGGACCAGCCAUACGCAACGGGAGAAUGAGGGUCGGAGACCAGAUCAUUGAGAUCAACGGGGAGAGCACUCGGGACAUGACCCACGCCAGGGCCAUAGAGCUCAUCAAGUCUGGAGGCAGACGAGUUCGUCUCCUGCUAAAGAGGGGGACAGGGCAGGUCCCAGAGUACGACAAUGCCUCCCCAUGGGAUGGUCGACCUUCAGCCUCCCCAAGCCUGUCGGAAGUAGCCCCUCUCAUUGACAGCUUCUCCACGCCAUCGCCUUCAUCUCAUUUAGCCUCAGCCCCCCACCUUCCUCAUCUGCCUCCUCAGGACGUCCCUCAAGACAGCAAGAGCCCCCCGAGAGCUGAGCUGCUAAUCCGAGAUCCCAUCAGCCAGGCGAGGAGAGUGGCUGCAGGCGGCGGGAGCAGCCGAGCCAAGAAGGAGGGUGGCAGGUCCACCCGUCAGGGGCACAGGGUGCAGCAGCCCUCUGCUGAUGGAGAAGGGUGCAACGAGGGGCAGAGCGCUGAGCCCGGAGCUUUCAGGAGCUCCAGAGGAACGUCCAAGGAGAGGAGCACUGGGGACAGCAGAGACUGCGCUCACUGUCCCAGCAGCUCCAAGGUCCAGCACUCGAAUGGGACCAGCAGCGCGGCGGAGUGCCGGAGCGACGGGAAGCAGAGCAAACCCAGGCUCCGAGAGCCGGACGCUGGUCUGGCUGCGAGCCGCUCCAAUAAGAGCAGCGGCACCGCCGCAGGGCGGAAGGCCACGGUCUCUCCUGGGCCGUGGAAGAUCCCCGGAUCCGACAAGCUGCCGAGCGCUCUGCGCACGGGCGCCGCCUCCACGCUCGGCAGAUAACGGCCCAGCUCCAGCAGGAAACGGUGGCCCUCACACCC